This is a messenger RNA of Onthophagus taurus, 838 nucleotides long. RefSeq names its product MORN repeat-containing protein 5. NCBI's taxonomy places the organism in Eukaryota, Metazoa, Arthropoda, Insecta, Coleoptera, Scarabaeidae. The record is from RefSeq and is a predicted model, not a curated record.
ACGUCACGUCAUAUUUUUUUUUUAAUACAAAAAUGUUUGGGAUAAGACAAAAAAUUUCCGAUCCCCCCGAAGAACCAAGUGCGCCAUCAUUAAAUCCCGACCCGGAAGUGCGUUCGGAUUGGUUGAUAAAUAUAAAGCGAUUUCGGCGUCCAAGUCGAAAAUACAUAAAAAUCACAAAACCCGAGAAGGUAUUCGUCACCGGAAGUAAAUACACCGGCGAAUGGAUGGGGAUGCAAAUGUGGGGAUCUGGGACCUACACGAUGCUGCAUAACGUUAAAUACGAAGGCCGAUUGAUGGACGGCGAUUUCCACGGCGCUGGGUCGUUAAUUUAUCCAUCCGGAUAUAAAGUGGACGGUUUUUGGUGUAAAUCCCAUUUAAUAAAAGGCGCAAUUGUUUACCCCGAUGGAUUAGAAUACGUUUACCCCUUCAAAUAUUGCAAAGCUAAAGAUCGCCGAUUUUCCUCAACCAUAGAAAACGGGUUUAAUCCUGCUCGAAAAGAAAGAUUAACAAACGAAGAUGUUCCAAGGAAAAUUCCACCGGGUUGUUACGAUUGCGGGUAUGGCUUUUAUGACCCCAAUGUACGUUGCGUUUUUAGCGUACACGACCCAACAAAAACCCUUAAAAUACCUUCGUUGAACGAAGAAAAAUGGAUCAAAAGGUAUUGCAGGAAAGCUUGGGAUGAACCCGUUGGUUAUAGACCGGAUUUGUACGAAAAAUGGACAAAUGGGAGUAAAGCCGAUUAUAAAUCGAUACCAUCCGCGUCUUCUUCCGAUGAAUCGUCCCUCGAAUCAGCAUUAGAUGAUGUUCUUAUUUGAAAGAAAUAAAUUUUUUGAAUUAA